AUGUCGUACUAUAGCAUGCACAAUGCGCACUCUGCGCACCCCGGAGCUCCCACUCACAACCACGGCCGCAAUCGUCGAGCUCCUCGUCUGUCCAUGUCGCAGAACACCCAAAGGCAAUUCCGAGGUGUGCGCAGCAUGAAGGAGCUCAACGACUCCGCCGCUCUCUCAGCCUUCCGCAUGAAGUUCGAGACCAGCCGCUCGUUCGAUCUCGAGGACGAUAUGGAGUUCUGCCCUGGUCUCCUGACCGAGGUUGACUUGGUCUCCAUCUCGAGUUCUUCUGAGCGAUCUUCGCUGGCGAGCAACUCUCCUCAAUCCUCUCCCACGCAACAACCCCAGAGCGUUGCUCCCGGCUUCUUGCUGAACUCGGCCUCUCCUCCCUUUGUUCCUCCCCCCACCUACGGCCAGCCCAGCCUGAAGCUCCACCAGCCUGCAGCCACCCGCGGCCGCAAUGCCAUUCCCAUCAUCAACCCGGCCACUGGCAUCACCAUGUCAAGCCCUCCUUCAUCGGUGUCUCCCGCCAAGAUGCAGCAGUCCAUGGGCCGUCGAUGGUAA
Molecule: messenger RNA, 552 nt
Organism: Clonostachys byssicola
Lineage: Eukaryota; Fungi; Ascomycota; Sordariomycetes; Hypocreales; Bionectriaceae
Source: the annotation of a GenBank genome assembly